AUGAAUGAUGAAGAUAGAGGGCGCACAGUAGAGAGGGCUCUAAUGGGUUGGACCGAAAAUGCAAGAUCAAGUGUCGAGAGGCUUGCUCUUUCUUUUCAGAAGUGCGGGGAGGCUCCAGAGUCCAGAGACUGGAUCAAGUAUUUGGGGAAUUCUAUUUGCGCCCCUAAAUUUGCUGAUCCCACCCCUGAAUAA
Prunus armeniaca (apricot) is the source of this 192-nucleotide messenger RNA. The record is from the annotation of a GenBank genome assembly. Lineage: Eukaryota; Viridiplantae; Streptophyta; Magnoliopsida; Rosales; Rosaceae.